GCUGCGGGGAUGCUGGCCGCGGAUGGGGAAUGGGAGAACGGAUCCGAGCGACUGGCUGAAUGAAUGAGUGAGCGAGUGAGUGACUGUGCGAGCGGACGGCGGAGGGAACUCCGACCAGCCCAGAGCUCGGAGCGGCGGAGGCACCGACCGAGGCUGCACCGGCGGAGGCUGCGGAACGGACGUGCGGGCUGGCGCAGCCAUGGUGAAGAUCAGCUUCCAGCCCGCCGUGGCCGGCAUCAAGGGCAACAAGGCCGACAAGGCGUCGGCGUCGGUCGCGGCGCCGGCCCCGGCCACCGAGAUCCUGCUGACGCCGGCAAGGGAGGAGCAGCCCCCACAACGUCGCUCCAAAAGGGGGGGCUCGGUUGGCGGCGUGUGCUACCUGUCGAUGGGCAUGGUCGUUCUGCUCAUGGGCCUGGUGUUCGCCUCUGUCUACAUCUACAGAUACUUCUUCCUUGCGCAGCUGGCCCGAGAUAACUUCUUCCGCUGCGGUGUGCUGUAUGAGGAUGCCCUGUCCUCCCAGGCCCGGACUCAGAUGGAGCUGGAAGAGGAUGUGAAAAUCUACCUCGAUGAGAACUACGAGCGCAUCAAUGUGCCUGUGCCGCAGUUCGGCGGCGGUGACCCCGCAGACAUCAUCCAUGAUUUCCAGCGGGGUCUGACCGCCUACCAUGACAUCUCCCUGGACAAGUGCUACGUCAUUGAGCUCAACACCACCAUCGUGCUGCCCCCUCGCAACUUCUGGGAGCUCCUCAUGAACGUGAAGAGAGGGACCUACCUCCCACAGACGUACAUCAUCCAGGAGGAGAUGGUGGUCACGGAGCAUGUCAGUGACAAGGAGGCCCUGGGGUCCUUCAUCUACCACUUGUGCAACGGGAAAGACACCUACCGGCUCCGGCGCCGGGCAACGCGGAGGCGGAUCAACAAGCGUGGGGCCAAGAACUGCAACGCCAUCCGCCACUUCGAGAACACCUUUGUGGUGGAGACACUCAUCUGUGGGGUGGUGUGAGGCCCUCUGCCCCAGCCCCGCUGCCGUCUUCCUCUUCUUUUUUCCAGCCGCUCUCUCCUCCUUCCCACUGCUUAGCUUGUACUUUGGACGUGUAUCUAUAGAGGUGACAUGUCUCUCUGUUUCUCCCCAACCCUUCCCACCUCCCUGUACCAGAGCCGUGACCUCUCGGGGGCCCCCAUCUCUGCUGGCCCCCCACCCCGGGUGUGGUGGAGGGAGAGGGGACACCACAAAACGGUUUCUGUGUCCCACUGUCUUGAAGCCGGGCCUGCCAAGGCCUGGGCCCAGAGUCACACUGGGAGCCCCAGGGGAAGGAUGAGUUGGGGGAACUGGGUAUUGGAGCCCUUGGCAAGGGGAUAGGGUUGGAGGGCUGGCACAGGCUUCAGAAGUAUCUGCACAAUUAGAAAAGUCCCCAGAAGCUUUUUCCUUGGAGGGUACACUUCCUUCACGGUCCCUAUUGCUAGGCCUGGGGCUUGAGCUGAGGAUGGGACGGUGUGCCCAGGGACGGACCCACCAGAGCACAAGGGAAGGUGGCUGCCUGGGGGCGUCCCCAGGACUCCCCUCAGUGCCUUCAGUCCCACCAGCAGGACUGGAGUUUGGGGAGUAGGGAUGAGUUCGUCAAGCACAAUUUGUUCUCUGAGUGGAACCAAAGAAGCAAGGAGCUGGGCCCCCCAGCCCUGGCCCCCCAGGAGCACAAGCAGGGUCCCCACAGCCAAGGCAGCAGGGUGGGCUGUUGAGGAAUGGGCAGACAAGGUCACCGCUCAGUCCUGUCCAUGGGCAGUGAGCUGUGGGUUCUGCUGAGUAGGUGGAGCUCACUGCUUUCUCCCAGCUCUCUCCCAGGAGCCAUUUUGAAAGCUAAUGCGGAGGGAAAAGGAGGGCCACCUGGUACUUGUCCACCCUGCCUCCUCUGUUCUGAAACUCCAUCCCCCUCAGCUUGGGGGAAUGCACCUUUUUCCUUCUUCUCACUUUUGCAUGUUUUUACUGAUCGUUCAAUAUGCUAACCAUUCUCAGCCCUGAGCCUUGGAGAGGAGGGCUGUGAGCCUUCGGUCAGUCUCUGGGGAUGAAACUCUUACAUGCUUUGUAUAUUUUCUCAAUUAGAUCUCUUUUCAGAAGUGUCUGUAGAACAAUAAAAAUCUUUUACUUCUGA
Messenger RNA from Callithrix jacchus (white-tufted-ear marmoset), 2147 nucleotides. The record is from RefSeq and is a predicted model, not a curated record. NCBI's taxonomy places the organism in Eukaryota, Metazoa, Chordata, Mammalia, Primates, Cebidae.